This is a messenger RNA of Alternaria rosae, 1597 nucleotides long. Its product is annotated as family 53 glycosyl hydrolase. Lineage: Eukaryota; Fungi; Ascomycota; Dothideomycetes; Pleosporales; Pleosporaceae. Bases 322 to 1386 code for a protein of 354 amino acids. Gene Ontology annotation, biological process: pectin catabolic process. The transcript has a single exon. The record is from RefSeq and is a predicted model, not a curated record. Gene Ontology annotation, molecular function: glucosidase activity.
CCCCGGUCCAACUUCCCCACACGGCAAAGCUCACCUCGGUAGUUCAUAUGUUUCGAAACUGCGCUUUGUAUACUAUCCCCAGCUGUUAUUGGAGGAAGUACUGUUGUUCAUGCAUUUUGUUUAGUGUUCUGGUGUCACGCUCGAAUGCACCCGACUAACGGUGUAAAUUGGAGGGGAUGCGUUGCCACAUGUAGAGAUUUGUCCGUACUUUUAAAACGUGGUUGAUCAGUAACAGGUUAUGUGAUGUUCUAUGGUAUAUAGCUGCUGUAUCCUUGGAAAGGUAAGGGGCAUCUAUCUUGGUAUCGAUCACACUCCCUCACAAUGCGGUUCACAUCCCUCCUCCUCUUCGCCAGCACGGCACUUGCAGCGCUCCCCUACAAAGGCGCAGACUGGUCCUCCCUCCUCAUCGAAGAAGCAGCCGGUAAAAAGUACAAAAACGCUGCCGGCACUGUCCAACCCCUUGAAACCAUCCUCAAGAACAGCGGCGUAAACACCGUGCGCCAACGAAUCUGGGUGAACCCGUCCGACGGAAACUACAACCUAGACUACAACAUCAAACUCGCGAAGCGCGCCAAAGCAGCCGGUCUAGGCAUCUAUCUCGACUUCCACUACAGCGACAACUGGGCGGACCCAGGCAAACAAGUCGUGCCCGCAGCGUGGAAAUCGCUGAAUCGCGAGGCCCUCGUCAAGCAAGUCUACGACUACACAAAGAACGCACUCAACACCUUCGCUACCAACGGCAUCGCCCUCAACCUCGUCAGCAUUGGCAAUGAAAUCACGCCCGGCCUCUUGUUCCCCAUCGGCCAACUCUCCGGCACCGAUGGGCCGAAGAACGUCGCCGCUCUGCUCAAAUCCGCAUCCAAAGCUAUCAAAGAAUCCAACAUGAGCCCCAAACCCAAGAUCAUGAUUCAUCUAGACAACGGCUGGAAAUGGGAUACGCAACAGUGGUGGUACGACACCGUGCUGGGCUCAGGUGGCGGGCUAUCGGCUGCAGACUACGAUGUCCAGGGCGUGUCUUACUAUCCAUUUUACAACAGCGCUGCUACGCUGUCUGCGCUCAGCACGAGCUUGAAUAAUAUGGCGAAGAAGUACGGUAAGGAGGUUAUGGUUGUGGAGACCAACUGGCCGAGUUAUUGCCCCAACCCGUCAAACGCUUUCCCUGCGGACGUGAAGAGUAUUCCAAUUAGUGUGGAUGGGCAGACGCAGUGGAUGAAAGAGGUUGCGAAGCGUGUGGCUGCUGUACCGAAUGGCAAGGGUACUGGGUUGUUUUACUGGGAGCCGGCUUGGAUCGCGAACCCUGGGCUGGGCAGCAGCUGUGGGUGGAAUUUGAUGGUUGGUGACGAUGGCAAGGUCAUGAGUAGCUUGGCUGUGUUUGGUAGCAUCUGAGCGACAUGGUCCUCCCUUCAAAGCUGUAAAUAUUGCGUACGUUGGCACUCCAAAGACACUAUGUUUGGGACGUUAUGACGGCCCCCACCUGCACGUGCAUAUGACAUCAGCCCACCUGUGAAUGUAAAUGUACAUACAAUACGUAAACUCAAAAGACGCAGUGGAGAUGGUAGUGACGAGGUCAGAACAUAGUUCAUGGUCGGAGCCAUCU